GCCAGCCAGCCAGCCAGCAACUUCCACACCCUCUUGAUGAUGGCGAGACAAUGUCGCAUCUGCCUCGCGACGGAGGAGGAGGAGCCCAACAUGCGCCUCGUGUCUCCUUGUGGAUGCAAAGGGUCUAUGGCCCAUGUGCAUGAGGAGUGCCUGCUCCGCUGGGUGGACGAGCUCGACAGCAAGCCUUCCGAUGGCGGCCGGUCCCCUCUCCUGUGUCCGCAGUGUGGUCGCCGCUACGCCAUUGAACUGCCGCGCCCAGGCAUCUUCUUGUCCCUGGGCAAGUUCUGCAGCCGCUUCUGCACGGAGGCCACCCCAAUCAUGGCCAUGUUCGGCUUCUGCAUGUGCUUGUGGUCCGGGCUUGCCCUGUACGGGGGUCUCGUCUACAGCACCACCUGCCGCAUCCCGCUGCGCGCCAUGAUGACGUACAACUCGCCCAAGCGCCUCUUUGCGCUCCUGCCCAUCAUCCCGCUCACCCUCGUGGGUGCCCACACCAUCGCCCAGGUCCGCCUCCACGUCACCAUCUCCACGCACGGCGUGUGGAACAUUCACGUCAUGCCUGCCGGCGCCCUUGCUGCCCGUCGCCGCCGCCGGCAACAACAGCAGCAACAACAACAGCAACAACAACAGCAACAACAGCAGGAACGACAACAGGAACAGCGACAGCGCGACCGCCAUGAUAUUGUCGCCACUCUGAUGCAGAAUCGCCGCGUGCUUGCGCAGCACCAAGAACACCAACAACGGCCACAGCAACAAGAGCGACAACAGGCAUCGGCACAGGCACAGGAGCAGCAGCAACUCGACAUCAACGCUCUCCCUUACCACCACCGCCGUCACCUCCAACAGCAGCAGCAGCAGCAGCAGAUGGAGGCAGAUGCACAUGUGCGUAUGUGGGCUGCAGCAGCCCAUCCCCAUCGCGCCAACGUCAACAGCACCAGCAGUGCCGGUAGUGGCAGCGGCGAUGGUGUUGCCCGCGCAAUGGACGCACGCGUGCAGGAACGCCUGCGAGAGCUGAGACGCUUGGAAGCCGAAUAUGCGGCUCGCACAUUCACCCAGCAACAGCAACAGGAGCAGCAGCAGGAGCAGCAGCAACAGGGCGGUGAGUUUGCACGCACCCACCGCGCCAGUGCUGCUGGUGACAUGCGCGAUGAUGGUGAUGGUGCAGGUCGUGAAAUCCGCCACGCGGCCUACCUUGACGAUGACGAAAGCGAGGAGGAAGAGCGGGCGAUGUUUGGUGAUGGGCAGGGAGGUGGACGCGCGGUCCGCUUCGCCUCUGUCAUGACAACGAGGAACGGGCACGCAACAAAUCGCAGUUCCCACAGCAGCACUCGCGAACGCGAAGGCGACCAAGGCGAGGGGCAUGAGGCGUGGUGGAGCGAGGAUGUGGCUGAGCCAGAGAGAAGUCGGCAUCACCAGCAGCAACAUGGGCAGCAACAGCAAUAUGAGCAUCAGCGUCCGCAGCGUCAACAGCAGCAGCACCACCACCACCAGCAGCAGCAGCGGCAGCAGCAGCACCGUCAUCAUUACAUCGACCACUUUCACCACGUUGUUGGCGAGGCACAGCGUGGCCGGGACCAACCAGGUGAAUUGCGCCACGACCAACUGCAGGUGGAGGACUUGAUGGACAACUAUCGCGAAGGGUUUUCGUACAGUGUGGGCGCAUUUGGCUUUCACGAGUAUGCAGAUGGCAGUGACGGCGAUGACGGAGAUGAUGAGCACCAUAUGGACUAUGAUGGUGCGUUUGGCGAUGGGGUUGCGGGUGGCCACAAUGACGGCCGCGGUGACCACCGCCGCCGCAUGGGGGCAAUGGAGGAACACUAUCACCUGGACAGGCUACACAAUGUUGGAGACGAAGACUCAGAUGACGCUGAUGAGGAUGAUGAGGAUGAUGAUGACGACGAUGAUGAUGUGUUUGAGGAUGAGGAUGUGUUGUGGGAGAUUGAAGACGAACUAUACCCACACCGCCAGCUCCGCCCCUUUGAUUUUCUUCAGAUUGUCAUUGGCAGUCUCACCCUCCCCUUCAUCUCCACAUUCGUUGGCCGCCUGUUCUUCUCAAAGCCAACGCGUCACCCGCUCGAAUGCGUCUUCCUUGGCGCCUGCAUACAGCUCAUCGCAAUGGCGCAGCAGCGUCGUGUUCCUCGCAGCCUCACACGCAAGCGGUCCGCCCACAGCAACCAGAAGCACGCCCGCCACCAACGCCGCCGCUGA
Molecule: messenger RNA, 2205 nt
Organism: Salpingoeca rosetta
Lineage: Eukaryota; Choanoflagellata; Craspedida; Salpingoecidae
Exons: 4
Coding region: 37-2205 (722 amino acids)
Molecular function (GO): zinc ion binding
Source: RefSeq, a predicted model, not a curated record